UUUUGGGGGGUUUUAAGCUUAGUAUAAAUAUGUCUUAUGGCAUAAAGGUAAUUGUAGAUUUAAAGUAAUUGAGAGUAUCUUUAGGUUUCGUAUUGUUUAUGAUAGUUUAAAAAUUUACAGAUUUUACAUAAAUAAUAAGCUUUCAAAAGAUGCUUAAAAGCAUUAAGCUUUAUAAUAGGUUUAUUUCAGUUCAAAUAUCUCACUCAAAGAGUUGCUUACAUAUAUAAACUCUUUGAGCUUCAGUUCUGGCAACAGAUAUUUCUAAAGUACCCAAAUUUUAAGGGCUUAGCUUUUUUCUGUGAAAAAAAGUAACCAUGUUUUCACUCAAAACUCAAAAGAGAUAGAUAAGGUUUUAUACUCUAAAUGAUUGUGAUUAGCCUAGCAUAAAUCCUCUAUUGGGAAAACUACUAGAGAUCACAUUGCAUUCUUGAUAAGAGUGAUUACAAAGAAGCUUACUACUUUCCAUCACUUUCAUGUUUAUUAUUGAAGAGAAUUACCAACUUAGAAUACAUAACAAUAACUCUUUAUUUAGAUACAACAAUGAAGAAAGCUGAAGAAUGAGUUGCAUGUUUCAAAGGGAAUUAACAGAGUCUGCAGAAGGAACUCAUACGUGACCUGCUGACCUUUAAAUAGCUCGUAUUCUAAAUGUCAACCGUCUGAGGAAGACUCUCCUUACAGAAACACUUGUUUUGAUGCAUCUUAUCCAUCCUUCUUUAGGUAUUCAGUUUGUCCUUAUGAUUCCCAACAAUGAGGGGACCAACAAAUAGUUUUUGAUAAUUACUCUCAGUCUAAAAAUAUUACUGUGACCAAUAUGCUUGAUGAAUCAGUCUGAAUUUACAGGUUUUCAAGAACAAAAGACGCUUAUGGGCGAGGAAUCGUUAUAAAAAUCCAUUCUGCAUCAAGUGUUGAUUACCAGAUCUUUCAUAAUGGGCAAGAAUCAUGAGACCCUUUGGCAUGCGAAUUCAAGGUGAAUAAAAUCAGUCAUGAAAAGUAUAUCUGGGUGACAGUCCUCUCUAAUUCUGCCAAUUCUACUGUGACAAUUGAAGCCAAUCUUUCCAAAGUAGAGUUUACUUUUUGGACAAUUGUUCUUGUAUGAGUGGCAAUAAUUACAGUCAUUACUCUCAUAGUAUGAUUAUGUUCAGCCUUCUUAUGAGUCUACUGAGGAUGGUGAAGCAAAAAUGAUUCUAAAAACAGUAACAAUAAUAACCAAAUUGAACUCCCAGGACUUGCAGAGCUUGGCCAUCCUCAACUGCCCGUUGAGUCCCAAGUUGGACUAGCUCAAGCCCAAGUCCCUCCAAGAAUGAGCUCAAGAAUUAAUCAUAGAAGGACUAAUGCGUAUAGGGAUGUCUUCCAUAGAGCUAGGACUGACCUUACAGCUUGAAACAGUGAAACACAAUAAAGCUGUCUUAUUUUUGAAGUGUCCUCUUUAUCU
This is a messenger RNA of Moneuplotes crassus, 1432 nucleotides long. The record is from the annotation of a GenBank genome assembly. NCBI's taxonomy places the organism in Eukaryota, Ciliophora, Spirotrichea, Euplotida, Euplotidae.